CACCCCCCCCCCUUCUCCCUUCCCUCCCGCCCCGUUCCCCGCUCCCCGUCCCCGCCCGGUGCCGCCCCGGCCCCGGCCCCCGCUCCGCCCUCGGCCUUGCCAAUAUGGCGGCGCCCAGCAGCGCGGCGGGCUGCGAGGACUUCGCCGAGUUCCAGGAGUUGCUCAGGGUGAUGAGGACGAUCGACGACAGGAUCGUCCACGAGCUGAACACUACGAUUCCUACGGCCUCCUUCGUCGGGAAAGUCGACGCCAGCCAGACGUGUAAAGCGCUCUACCAGUCUCUGAUGGAAGCUCACACCAGCAGAGAGAGAAUCAUCAAAAACUGCAUCGCUCAGACUUCCAGUGUAGUGAAAACUCUCAGAGAAGAGAGGGAAAAAGCACAAGAUGACGUAGCGUUAUUAAAGCAACUCAGGAAAGAGCAGACAAAGUUGAAAUUGAUGCAGUCGGAGCUGAACGUCGAAGAAGUGGUAAACGACAGAAGUUGGAAGGUAUUUAAUGAACGUUGCCGAAUUCAUUACAAGCCUCCGAAGAGUCAAUGAUGUUAAGUACUUUCCAUCAAGGUGGUCCAUAACCAAGAGAGCCAAACUGGAAAGAGACCUUGGGCGAGCUGAACUGGGACCCUCCAGAGCCAGGAGAACCCAGUCCUGUUUUGUUUUGGACCUACGCUAGCUGGAAUCUCAAUUUAAAUAAUUCUCCUCUAAUUAAGAGAAAACAACUCAUCUUUUGUACAAAAUAUGUGAACAAAUGAGUUUUAUAGUAUUAAAAUAAUUUUCAAAUGGAAUGUGGUAUCUUUCUUAAACUUCAAAGCUUCAGGAGCCCAAGAGGGGAAGAAAAUGUUGGGCUUUUGUUUGUUUAAAAAAAAAACAAACAAA
Anas platyrhynchos (mallard) is the source of this 872-nucleotide messenger RNA. It is a transcript of the gene MIX23, whose product is annotated as mitochondrial matrix import factor 23. Gene Ontology annotation, cellular component: mitochondrion; mitochondrial intermembrane space. The record is from RefSeq and is a predicted model, not a curated record. Lineage: Eukaryota; Metazoa; Chordata; Aves; Anseriformes; Anatidae.